This is a messenger RNA of Aspergillus pseudoviridinutans, 963 nucleotides long. RefSeq lists its product as uncharacterized. The coding region runs from base 1 to 963 and encodes 320 amino acids. The transcript has a single exon. NCBI's taxonomy places the organism in Eukaryota, Fungi, Ascomycota, Eurotiomycetes, Eurotiales, Aspergillaceae. The record is from RefSeq and is a predicted model, not a curated record.
AUGGCUUAUUCAAACGGCGCCUGCAGCCAGCUGACAACGUCUGUUGAUGGAGGUUACCGAGCAACUUUGCUGGCAAAGAACUUUAUUCUCACUGUCAGUCAAGCAAGUGUUGAUGCCGCAGUGAUUGGGCAUUUGGAACCUAGGGAACAUCCAGCCGAAGACCGUGAACCUCUGGGGGUCGAUGAAACAAGGUACCUGUUAGAUCACGGCCAUUCAUUCAGCACUAAAGAUGCCACAAUUGGCUGGGCUUUAUAUGGAGCUUAUGACUCUGAGCCCCCUGCCCAACUAGCUGACGGCCAAUGGGAUGAAAAGCUCAGCCAGACUGUUCUUGACGAAUUCCAAACACGCAAUCUCAAGCUUAGCCUUCGAGACGAAAUAAAGGCCUACCGAAAACAGUGGGUGAGCUUUAUAGCUACCGGAGAACGAGACUUUAAAGGUCUAGCUCUCAGGGACAUCGCCGCAGAGCUUUCCAAGCUGGAAGGCCAUUUCCAUCAAGCUGAAAAGCAACAAGUCAAGAGAAAGUCAACAGAUUUGGGGCUAGACUCAGAACUUAUCGCCGAAGAAGACAUUAAUCACAGAGAGUUCAUUCAUCGGACCGAGCAUAAAUUUCCACAACAAUGGAAGGAAAGAAUUAAGCGAGUCGGCGAAUUUGUUGACAUGCAGCUUUGGCGUUUAAAGUUGCUUUUCUUUGACGACGUCAAAUUGGUCAACAAUCAAAACGCGGGUGAUGCUCUCGAUAUCUUUAAAGAAGAGGGGGAAAUGAUGGAAGCAUUUGCUCUUCACUAUGAUCUAGAUCCUGGAAUAGAACAUAGCGACGCCGGUUUUGCCGCUGCCAAAGCUUUGGACACGCUAUUGAGAUACCAUCAUCGGGUUAUGGCAAAGGCAAGGAUGCUGUACUUUUGCGAACAAAUUGAUCGGAGACUUAGUGCAAGGAACACAGGUUGGAAUAUACUGCUGGCUUGA